Panicum virgatum (switchgrass) is the source of this 2548-nucleotide messenger RNA. RefSeq lists its product as uncharacterized. Bases 1100 to 2119 code for a protein of 339 amino acids. The record is from RefSeq and is a predicted model, not a curated record. Lineage: Eukaryota; Viridiplantae; Streptophyta; Magnoliopsida; Poales; Poaceae. The transcript is spliced from 9 exons. Gene Ontology annotation, molecular function: catalytic activity.
ACCCGGUCAACGCCGAGGGCCUUAAGCCCCUUAGCACCUGCAACUUGCCAAAGGUGAAAUUCAUCCCUAUAAGCUUGCAGGGCAACUUGUAGGCAAGGAGCUGAUCCAUCAAAGACACAAGCAUUGCGGUGUUUCCAAAGGAUCCAAGCCCCCAACAUAACCAGUGAAUUGAAACCUUUUUUGUGCUGUUUUGGUACUUUCCUCCAAGCUUUCAACCACCAGUCCGCCAAAGAGACCGUCCUUCGGUUGGGGACCAAAGCGACCAGAUUCAGGGGCACUAAGACAGCGAACCAGAAUUGUCUAGCGAAAACACAGGUUGUGAGGAUGUGUUGUACAGUUUCGUCUUCUUGGUCGCAGAGGGGACAGCGGUCCGGGUGAGGGAGUCCUCUUUUUUGCAACCGGUCAGCUGUCCAACAACGGUUCCGGAUUGCUAACCAAACAAAAGUUUUGCAUUUUCCUGGAGCCCAAGACUUCCACAAUCGCCUCCAAGGUUCAAACGUAGUGGACCCAAAAAAGAAGGCACGGUAGGCCGAUUUAGUGGAGAAAGAACCUGAAGAAUCAAGCUUCCAGUGGUGAGCAUCUUCCAUGGCAUUAAGUGCAAAGCCCGAAAUUAAAUCCCAGAGCUGCAAGUACUCAGCAAGCCCAUGCCAACCAAGAUGCCAACCUAGCAUCAUCUCUGCUUCUUCGUUCCUGUCUAAGCUGAAUUUUUGAAGCCCUUCCGCAGUGAACAGGAACUCCUCUUCAGGCUGGUAUCAUAUGUUUUCAGUCCUUCUGGAACUUCAUGUUGCUACAGAUAUUCAUUGUGCCAUGUUUACCUUCCCUUCAAUAAUUCCUCGCAAGUCGCAAGCAACUGAUGAAUAGAUUGUGGCAAUGUCAAGAGGGCUCCACUUUCGGAAAUACUAAUCCAUUCAGUGAGACGAGCUGUCGAAUCGAAUGAUGGAUGGUCAUUGAUCUGCCGACCCAGGUACGGCUGUAUUUAUAGGGCCUUAGUAGCAAAAGCCCAUCGGUUAGUAGGCCCAACAAAAAGCCCAUACAUAUUUCUGUGGGAUUUGGUUGGUCUGGGCCCGCCUAAAGCUCCCUUCGCUCUUCAGUCUUUAGCAUGUCGUCGCCGGCGGCGGCCGUGCUUGUCAGCAACGGUGCCGUCUCCCCGCGCGCUCCCCCUUCCGCCGCCUCCUUCCUCGAGGCCACCCCGGGGGCCUACACCACCGCCCGCGGCAGCCUCCUCUGGUGGCCCCGCCACCUUCGCCGCCUUGCCGAAUCCGCCUCCCUCCUCGCCCGCUCCCACCCUCAGCUCCUCGGCCUCCCUCGGCCGCGCUCCCUCGACUCGUUCUUCUCUGAAACGCCCAUACAUGCUCUCGUCAACCCCUCCGUGCGGCUCGCCAUUCGCGAGAUGCGCGGCAGGCUGCCCAUGGUCAAGGAGGACGAUCUAGCGCUCACGGCCCUGAUCAGAGGAGGCGAUUCGGUCUCCAGGGAUGGCAUCGACGUCUUCAUCCAUGUGGGGAUGUAUUCCCCGCCGGUGUUUGGAGAUUCGGGGGCUAGGGUUGCCGUGGCUGGCACGGGAAGGGACGCCGCCGCCGCCAAGUACGCGCCCUGGGCCAGGAUGCGGAAGAGUAUGGAAAGGAUGAGGCCUCCUGGGAUCACAGAGCUUCUGUUGACUAAUGAUGGGGAUCACAUUCUUGAAGGCUCUGUCACAAACUUCUUUGUUGUCUGCCAAAAGGAGGAACAUAAGAGCAAAGAACCUUUCGCUGUACAAACAUUGACAAACAUGUUUGAAGUGCAAACAGCUCCAAUAAGUGAUGGAAUUCUCUCUGGAAUUAUAUGCCGGAUAGUGAUAGAGGUGUGCCAUGAUAUAGGAAUCCCAGUACGAGAGAUCUCUCCAUCAUGGUCCAAGCAUGAACUCUGGCAAGAAGCUUUUGUUACAAGUAGCUUAAGGCUUAUCCAGCAUGUGGAGUCAGUUCAAGUACCUUCAUUGUGGGAGGACGUACAAUCAAAAACCUGGAGCGAUGUCUCUUGGGCGGUGAAACAAUUUCAGGGUCCUGGAUGCAUUACUACACAGAUUCAGACAGAGAUAUUGAAGAGAGCAAGAUCAGAGGAAUAUGACAUCAACAAUCUCCUAUGAGUUAUGAACAGUGUCUUUGAUUCAUUUGAAGUGUGUAGGCUUUAUUUCUCCCCAUCAUCUAUUUCAUUUCAUUUUAUUUAGAUAUUGAAGAUUGCAUUCCUUUAUGUGGAGGAUUCAGGCAUUUUAGGUGUAAAGGUUUCAGAAUGAUUCAUUGCUUUGUGUUUUUAUAUCUUUAAGCAAAACAGGUCUAACCUCAAGGAAGGACAUGGAAGUCAAGUAGAUACCUUUGAAGUCUGGAUCUAGUUGGGGGUAUGGAUAGUCUGAUGGAUACACUAAAGGGAGAUUGAAAACCAAAGCUCCAGGAAUAGUGUGGAAAAGAAAAGAGUUCCAAUCCCAUGUGGAUCUAUGUUCAUUGUUUUCUGUUCUGAUAAACCGACCCAUAUUUGAGGACUUAAUUGUCAUCUCUGUACUAUGAACAAAUGAUCCCAA